Messenger RNA from Ricinus communis (castor bean), 1862 nucleotides. Its product is annotated as probable serine/threonine-protein kinase PBL8. Lineage: Eukaryota; Viridiplantae; Streptophyta; Magnoliopsida; Malpighiales; Euphorbiaceae. The record is from RefSeq and is a predicted model, not a curated record. Bases 353 to 1645 code for a protein of 430 amino acids. Gene Ontology annotation, molecular function: protein kinase activity; ATP binding. The transcript has 6 exons. Gene Ontology annotation, biological process: protein phosphorylation.
UACUGUGUCUCUGUUUUCAUAGCUUGUUAUAUAUAAUAUAUAUUUAUAAAAAAAGGGAUAAUAUUAAAUUCUUACUAUUAAAAGUCUGAAUACAGUGUGAGAGAGAAAAAAAAAAUUAAGAAAGAAAAAUAAUACGAGAAGAGGGAAAGAAAAAGGAGCUACAACCCCCAAAGGAUGAGAGUCUGCACUAUUACACUUCUACUACUUCAACUACUUUCAGAGCAACUGCCUGUUCUACUUGUGCUGAUUCUUGCAUCAGGUUCUACUGCUACUGCUACUGCUACUACCACCACUGCUGCUGCUACUACAUUCAGUCACUUUCCCACCAACCAACAAAACUACCAACGACAUCAUGGGCAAUUGUGGCACUAGAGAGGAAGCUGCUGUUGUCUCCAAUGCUCAAGUUCAACAGCAGCUUCACCACAUGUUAUCCUCUUCUUCUGUAAAAAAUGGUCUCCCUGAGAAGAAGCAUAGUCGGUCUAUAUCAGAUCUGAGUGAUCCUACUUCUACUCCUAGAAACUUUGAGGAUUCCAGGAAGAAUGCUGUUCUUUAUACCCAUGUAAUUGCCUUCACUUUAUAUGAGCUUGAGACUAUUACUAAGAGUUUCCGUUCUGAUUACAUUCUGGGAGAAGGUGGAUUUGGGACUGUGUAUAAAGGUUACAUUGAUGAGAAUGUCAGAGUUGGUCUCAAGUCUCUUCCUGUUGCUGUUAAGGUUCUCAACAAGGAGGGCCUUCAGGGCCACCGCGAAUGGCUUACGGAAGUCAACUUUUUGGGGCAGCUUAGGCAUCCUAAUCUGGUCAAGUUGAUUGGAUAUUGUUGCGAGGAUGAUCAUAGAUUACUUGUUUAUGAGUUCAUGUUCCGAGGAAGCCUUGAGAAUCACCUCUUUCGAAAAGCAACUGUUCCACUGCCUUGGGCCACAAGAAUGAUGAUUGCUCUUGGAGCUGCCAAAGGGCUUGCUUUCCUUCACAAUGCUGAAAGGCCAGUUAUAUAUCGUGACUUCAAAACCUCUAAUAUAUUACUGGAUUCUGAUUACACAGCCAAGCUAUCUGAUUUUGGGCUUGCAAAAGCUGGACCGCAAGGUGAUGAAACUCAUGUAUCAACUCGAGUAAUGGGAACCUAUGGGUAUGCUGCCCCUGAAUAUGUGAUGACCGGUCACCUUACUGCAAGAAGUGAUGUAUACAGUUUUGGGGUUGUUCUUCUAGAGCUAUUAACGGGUAGGAAGUCUGUUGACAAGACAAGACCCAGCAAGGAGCAGAGCUUGGUAGAUUGGGCCCGGCCAAAGUUGAAUGAUAAGAGAAAGUUGCUCCAAAUAAUUGACCCUAGAUUGGAAAAUCAGUACUCUGUAAGGGCAGCACAGAAAGCCUGCAGCUUGGCAUAUUAUUGUUUGAGCCAGAAUCCCAAGGCAAGGCCCUUAAUGAGUGAUGUAGUCGAAACUUUAGAACCACUACAAUGCAGUAAUGAUGGUGCUACUGAAGUCACAUUUACCCCAACCUUAGCAGGUGGUGCUGGUGCAUUUGCAAUGGGAGGAGUUCCUGAUUACCGAAUGCGCCGUAGAUUUGCCAACAAUGUUGGUCCUGGUGCAAAUUGUCGGUCACCUAAUCCAAGUUGCUCCCCAGGUGGUCCUGCAGCAUGCAGGGUUAGAUGAGCAAUGUGGUCGCUAUGUAAUUGGUGUGCUUUUCCUCUCCCAACAGUCUUUGGGGAUAACAAAUCUGAUUUUUAAAUCAUGAGUGCAUUUUCUUUUGGCUCUUCCUGUACAUUCUAUCUUGAUCCCCAACAAGCUGUUAAUUUUUGCUGCCUGACUCUGUGCUUGUAUUAGUUUCCUAGUGAAGUAUUUUGAGCAAUAAAAAUGCCAAAUGAAACUA